UUCCAUAUGCAGCAUGUGUGAAGCAUUUUCUACGCUUAUUUUUGUUGGUUUAAAUGGACAGGACUUACAGUCAUGAUAACAAAUAGCUAUAAAAGACUUCACGAUGGAAGAGACAAACUUGAUAGACUUACAGAUCUUCCUAUUAAUGUCAUACACCAAAUUCAAGAGCUCAUGACUAUUGAGGAUGCCGCAAGAAUGAGUGUCUUGUCCAGUGACUGGAGAUAUAUUUGGGCUUCAAAUCCAAAGCUCACAAUUUCUGCGAACUUCUGCAGAAAGGGAAAGCAAUCAAGCAUAACAGACAUCAUUAAUAGAGUACUAUUGCAUCACUAUGGACCCAUUAAGACAUUUCUCCUUGAUCUUUCAAUAAUAAAUCCUUCUGAGCACUCAGUUAUUGAUCUAUGGAUGCUACAUUUGUCAAGAAAUGGUCUUGUGGAUCUCACCCUUCGGUGUUUAGAACAUCUCAAUACUCCUUAUAAGUUGCCUUCCUCUGUGUACGGUGUAGAGCUAGAACAUUUGAAUCUCUCAAACUGCAUUUUCAGGCCACCAUGCAGUUUUAGAGGGUUCCAAAAGCUGAAAAGCCUUUCACUAAAUCGAGUCUCGUUUCAAUUAGAUGUUGCAUCUUCUUUCCUCUGUGUUCCAAACCUUUUAGAUCUGAUGUUUACACAGUGUAGUGGUCUUCAUCACUUGAAUAUAUAUGCCCCAGAACUCUUAUGUUUAAAAUUUUGCAAUUGUGGAAUUGACACAAUAAAAUGGAUUUCAUUCAAGGACUGCCGAAAGGUAAUAUUUUUUGCAGUUAUGCCACAACAAGAAGUUUCACAAAACGGACAACAUGAAGCAAUGAACUUGGUAAAACUUCUCGGCAGCUUGCCUGAAGUUAGAGCACUUAUCUUGGACGGAUGCUCCCUCAAGUUUUUGGCUUCUAGUAAUGUAGCAAGGAGGCUGUCAACGAUACUCAAUCACUUGGUCAAUCUCGAAUUUUAUCUAUUCGAUUUUAAUGAUGAAGAUCAAAUUUGUUCCCUUCUAUGCAUUCUUAGAAGUUGUCUGAAUUUGAAGUUACUUAACCUUCUGUUGAGUCGGAUCAAGAAUGGUUCCAGGAAAGUAGAUUCAAAUCAGUUGAAAGGACAAGGUUGCGGGAUUGAUGAACUCAAUAACCUUCAAACUCUGGGAAUACAUGGAUUCCAUGGUUCAAAAGUGGAAUUGCGGUUUGUAAGGUUAGUACUGGCGUCUGCCCCUAUUCUCGAGAAGAUGACCAUUAACGUAGAUGAAGAAGUUAGUGAAAGGAAGGCAACUAAGAUCUCUAAGAUCAUUGGCGUUUUCGCCUAUUCUCGACCAGCUCUUACACAAGUAAUAUGCCAAAGGCAUCAGCAUUGAAGCAGCUUCCUUUCGUCUAUAAAUAGGGAGUCAAAACAAUUCAUAUACUUUGUAGUCUUUAUGCUAGGCAUUUCUAUACUUUAUUGACUUUCUAGUCUUUAUUUUUAUAACAAUUUAUGAUUUUAUUUAACAUUUUAUUUUC
This is a messenger RNA of Nicotiana attenuata, 1513 nucleotides long. RefSeq names its product F-box/FBD/LRR-repeat protein At1g13570-like. Lineage: Eukaryota; Viridiplantae; Streptophyta; Magnoliopsida; Solanales; Solanaceae. Bases 73 to 1371 code for a protein of 432 amino acids. The record is from RefSeq and is a predicted model, not a curated record. Gene Ontology annotation, molecular function: protein binding. The transcript is spliced from 3 exons.